This is a messenger RNA of Quercus lobata, 2507 nucleotides long. Its product is annotated as wall-associated receptor kinase-like 10. The record is from RefSeq and is a predicted model, not a curated record. Gene Ontology annotation, biological process: protein phosphorylation; cell surface receptor signaling pathway. Gene Ontology annotation, cellular component: plasma membrane. The transcript has 3 exons. Gene Ontology annotation, molecular function: ATP binding; protein serine/threonine kinase activity; polysaccharide binding. NCBI's taxonomy places the organism in Eukaryota, Viridiplantae, Streptophyta, Magnoliopsida, Fagales, Fagaceae. Bases 99 to 2300 code for a protein of 733 amino acids.
UUUAUUUUGUGGUGGCUUAUCAUAAGAAGUCAGGGCUUAGCCUUGCUGUUUCACACUGAUACUCAUCAUCAUCAUCACAGAGAGAGAGAGAGAGAGAGAUGGGUAUGACGGUGGGAAUGGUGUUUUUGUUGUGGUCAAUGAAUGUAUUUAUAGAAGCAGUGGGUUUGGGAAACAGUUCAUGUAGUGGAGCAGCAGCAGUUUGUGGGAACGUUACAAUUCCAUACCCUUUUGGAAUUGAACCUGGUUGCUACAUUGACGAUUCGUUUGCGAUAGAUUGCAACAACACUCUUGGCUCUCCCAAGCCUUUCUUAAGAAAAUUAGAUCUGGAGGUGCUGGACAUUUCAUUAGAGGGCACACUUCGCGUCAACUAUCCUAUGUCAUGGUGGUGUCCUUAUGGUCGUAGCACACUAAAUGUGAGCUUAGCAUCAAGUCCCUUUGUCUUCUCAAAAUUGAGAAACAUAUUCGUUGCCAUGGGUUGUGCCAACGUGGCUUAUCUUCUAUCCAGUGAUGGCUCAAAUAGCUCAUUAAGUAUAUAUGGUGGGUGCAUGUCCGUUUGUGAAAAAGACACCAUACAGUCAAACGGCAGUAGCUGCAAUGGCAUCGGCUGUUGCAAAACUACAAUCCCUUCAGAUCUCGAUGUGUUUACCACAAAUAUACAGUCAAUGGGCAGAGCAUCUUUUGAAAGAACCGAAGAUUGCAAGUAUGCCUUCUUAGUAGAUCAGAAGUGGUUCGAGGAAAAUUUAACAAGCCACUUUGAAGUCCAAAAAAUGUCUCACGUUCCGGUGGUAUUAAAUUGGGAAAUAAAUGCAAACUUAUCUUCUCUUGUAAUGGGAAGUAAUUCAUCUCACUCAACCUGUCAGUUUGCAAAUCGUUCUUCGUCAUUGGGUAAUAUGAGUUCAACUUUUACAUGUUCUUGCGACUCCGGCUUUGAAGGAAAUCCCUAUCUUGUUGAUGGAUGUCAAGAUAUUGAUGAAUGCGCAAAUCCAAGAUCAUGUAGAUUCUUCAAUCUUCAAUAUCUCUGUGUAAAUGUUCCUGGGGAUUAUUAUUGUGUUUCAAUUUCUGAUCACAAGUCUCGUAACAAAAUUAUCAUAAUAGGUAUUAGCACAGGCAUCAUUGGACUAUUAUUUCUGUUCAUUGGUGGAUGGUGGUCAUACAAAGUGGUAAAAAAAAGGAAGAAUAUUAAGCGCAAGGAGAAGUUCUUCAAACAAAAUGGUGGUUUAUUAUUGCAACAACAAUUGUCUUCAAGUGAAGUAACUGUUGAGAAAACUACCAAAUUGUUUAACUCAAAGGAUUCGGAAAAGGCCACUGACAAUUUUAAUGUGAAUAGAAUUCUUGGUCAAGGAGGACAUGGCACUGUUUAUAAAGGUAUGUUGAUAGAUGGGAAAAUUGUUGCAGUAAAAAAGUCCAAAGUAAUUGAUGAAGGAAAACUCGAAGACUUCAUUAAUGAAGUUGUCAUUCUUUCACAAAUUAACCAUAGGAAUGUGGUUAAACUACUUGGUUGUUGUUUGGAGACAAAAGUUCCUUUGCUAGUUUAUGAAUUCAUUCCUAAUGGAACUCUAUCCCAAUAUCUCUAUGAACAAAAUGAGGAGUUUCCAGCAACAUGGGAAAUGCGCUUACGAAUUGCUACAGAAGUUGCAGGAGCUCUUUUCUACUUACACUCAGCAGCUUCUACACCCAUUUACCACCGAGACAUUAAGACUACAAACAUUCUCUUAGAUGAUAAGUACAGAGCAAAAGUAGCAGAUUUUGGGACUUCAAGAUCCAUUGCUGUUGAUCAAACUCACCUAACCACAGUAGUACAAGGCACUUUUGGAUAUUUGGACCCUGAGUAUUUCCAAUCAAGUCAGUUUACAGAAAAGAGUGAUGUUUAUAGUUUUGGUGUUGUCCUUGUUGAGCUCUUAACUGGAGAAAAACCGAUUUCUUUUACAAGGGCAAAAGAAUGCAGAAGUUUAGCCACAUAUCUCAUUCAUUCAAUGGAGGAGAACAAUUUGUUUGAUAUUAUUGAUGCUAGAGUUAUGAAGGAUGCUAAACAAGAAGAAAUCAUAGCAAUUGCAAACCUUGCAAAAAUGUGCUUGAACUUGAAUGGGAAGAAACGACCUACAAUGAAAGAAGUUGCAAUGCAGUUGGAGGCAGUCCAAACAUUGCAAAAAACUCCUAAUGUUCAACAAAGCUGCGAAGAGGUUGAAUAUGUCAGAACUGAAAUGCAUGAGCAAUGGGAUGAUGUUUCUACAUCAACAAUGUCAGGUGCGGACAGUGGUGUAGCUUCAUCUUCAAGGUCCCGCCCACUAUUAUCUUUUUAAUUAGGUUGAAGUAAAAGCUUUCUUUGCAGUAUUUAUUUAGUUUCAUCUUGUGAUUCUAUAUCUUUAGCUUCUUUUGUUUUUCUUUUCCUUUUUUUUUUUCUUUUUUUUUUUGUGUUAUAAAACUCAUUUCAUGGAAUUAGUUCUUAAGGUGGAUUAACCUUAUGCUCUUAUGGUUGUACAAUAUAACAAAAGUCUGCAUUUUGGUAU